Molecule: messenger RNA, 507 nt
Organism: Oxyura jamaicensis (ruddy duck)
Lineage: Eukaryota; Metazoa; Chordata; Aves; Anseriformes; Anatidae
Product: protein phosphatase 1 regulatory subunit 16A-like
Exons: 2
Cellular component (GO): cytoplasm
Molecular function (GO): enzyme inhibitor activity; phosphatase regulator activity
Source: RefSeq, a predicted model, not a curated record
CUCCCAGUGCCCCCAGUGCCCCCAGUGCUCCCAGUGCUCCCAGUAUGGCCGAGCACGCCGAGCUGCUGGCGGAGAUGCCGGCGGUGAGCGCCAUGAGCGCGGCCGAGCGCCUGAAGCACGCCCAGAAGCGCCGCGCGCAGCAGCUCAAGGCCUGGGCGCAGCUGGAGAAGGAGGCGCGGGGACGCGGCGGCGGCGGGGCGAGGAGGAGGAGGAGGAGGAGGAAGAGCGGGGAAGGUGACGGCGGCGACGAGAAGCGGGUCCGGUUCCCCGCCAACGUCCGGCUGCUGGAGGCGGCCGCCAGGAGCGACCUGGAGGAAGGUGGGCGGCAGGAACGUCCCCCCGGGGUCACCGUGACCCCCCCACCCCCCCACCCCCCUCCCCCGGUGUCACCACAACCCCUCUGGUGUCACCAUGACCCCAGUGUCACCACCACCCCCCCGGUGUCACCACAGACCCUCUGGUGUCACCGUGACCCCUCUGGUGUCACCACGACCCCCUGGUGUCAUU